Messenger RNA from Penicillium expansum, 648 nucleotides. RefSeq lists its product as uncharacterized. The transcript has a single exon. NCBI's taxonomy places the organism in Eukaryota, Fungi, Ascomycota, Eurotiomycetes, Eurotiales, Aspergillaceae. The record is from RefSeq and is a predicted model, not a curated record. The coding region runs from base 1 to 648 and encodes 215 amino acids.
AUGCAGUACAAGAUCCUUGCCACUCUUUUCCUCGCCACCACGGCCCUGGCUGCCCCUGCCCCUGCGGAUUCUACUGCCACAGCCUCAAGCACUGAUACUACCGAUAGCGAUGAUAGUCUCGAUCUCGCGGAUGUGCCCAGCUCCAUCAUGAGUGUCCUGGCAACAGCCAUCCCGGCCUCAUGGUACGACGACCUCAUGGACCCCGCCUCUCGCUCCGCGAUUGUCAGCGAAGCUGCGGCUGGCACCUACCCGGCUUGGUACAACGCGUUGCCUAGCAGCGUCAAGGCAUGGGCCACUUCCAACUUUGAUGACCAGAUCGCUGGUGCCACAGCAACCGCCGAUAGCACCGCUACUCAGACUGAGACUGCUGAUAGCACCGCCGUUGAGACUGGCUCUUCCACCGCUGCCAGCCAGACCUCCAAUGCUGCCGAGACUUCUUCCAAUGCUGCCGAGACCUCCUCCAAUGCUGCUGAGACCACUUCGGCUUCCACUACCUCCUCAGGCUCUAGCUCGGAUUCGAGCUCCAGCUCUACAUCAUCUUCUCCUUCUUCUACGCACUCUACCGGUGGCGCCCCUGCUCCUACUGGAGGUAUUGCCAUGAGCGUUGCUGGUGCAGCUGGUGUUUUGGCUCUUGCUCUUGCCCUGUAG